UUAACAUCAGGUGAACAGAAAGAGAAAGUGAAAGAGAAAGUGAGGGAGAGGGAGGGAGAGAGAGGGAGGAAGACCUCGGAGGCCAACCCCAUAAAAUGAAUUCAGACUCCAGCCCCAGCAGCAGAGCCUCCUCCCCGGACAUGGAUGCCAUGUUCCUCCGAGAGCAUCUCCCCAGCCACCACUUCCACCACCUCCAGCAGCACCCCGUCUCCUCCUCCACGCAGGGCGGCGACGGGCGCCACAAGAUGUCCGAUGGCAAGUCUUCGUCGUCGGUGGGAAGCAGCAGCAGCAACAGCAACAACGCCAACAAGUACAAACUGAAGAAGCAGGUGACCGAGGAGGAGAUGUACCAGCUUCGCCUCAAGAUCAACGGCCGAGAGAGGAAGCGCAUGCACGACCUCAACCUGGCCAUGGACGGCUUGAGAGAGGUGAUGCCAUACGCGCACGGACCCUCCGUGAGGAAGUUGUCCAAGAUCGCCACGCUCCUCCUGGCCCGGAACUACAUCCUCAUGCUCAACAGCUCGCUGGACGAGAUGAAGCGCCUGGUGGGGGAGAUCUACGGCGGCCAACACUCGGCCUUCCACUGCGGCACUGUGACGCACCCAGGGCCGGGCGGACACUCAGCUGCGGCCGCAGCAGCAGCGGCCGCGGCGGCGGCGGCGGCGGCAGCAGCUGCCCACCAGGUGCACCCACUCCUCGGGAGCAGCCUCUCCUCCUCGACGCCUUCCUCCACCUCCUCAUCCUCCACCCUGCCAGCUCUCACGUCCAUCCGGGCCCCACAUGCCAUGAUGAAAAGCUCCCCGGCUGCACCCCCGAGCCUGCAGCUGGGCUCCGGCUUCCAGCACUGGGCCGGCCUGCCUUGUCCGUGCACCAUCUGCCAGGUGCCGCCUCCGCCUCCUCCUCACAUCCCCAUCAGCUCCUCCGGCCUGACGAGACUCACUGGGGAGGCGAAGGAGGGCAUGAAAUGA
Molecule: messenger RNA, 968 nt
Organism: Dunckerocampus dactyliophorus (ringed pipefish)
Lineage: Eukaryota; Metazoa; Chordata; Actinopteri; Syngnathiformes; Syngnathidae
Gene: olig3
Product: oligodendrocyte transcription factor 3
Exons: 1
Coding region: 96-968 (290 amino acids)
Molecular function (GO): protein dimerization activity
Source: RefSeq, a predicted model, not a curated record